CAGAAGCAAAUCAGUCUCCGCAGCGCUUUACCUUACUCUGUAUGGUCUACAUCCCGCAGACAUGGACCUCGAAGUGCUGGUGUACACGGCGCUAUCGCUUUCCAUCCUCCACGCGUUCGCGCUCUAGCUGUGCGCUCCCGGCCCGAGCCACGUCCAGCUGCUGACGAGAAAGGGACUGUUAUUAUUUUGUCAUCCACUGAGACAUCACUGUGCAAGCGAGAGGGGGGUGGGACAGUAGAGACCGAGCAGCAGAGGAGACCACACAGUCGUGACAGCAAAGGCCGUUUCUGGAUAUCGGACAACAGAGAGUGGCUUUUUGUGUCCUCCAUCAUGGCGAGUGAGUCUCCAGCACGGAGUCUGGACGAGAUCGACCUGUCCUCUUUGAGGGAUCCUGCUGGCAUCUUUGAGCUAGUGGAGCUGGUGGGAAAUGGCACCUAUGGGCAGGUGUACAAGGGCUGCCAUGUUAAGACGGGGCAGUUGGCAGCAAUCAAGGUCAUGGAUGUCACAGGGGAUGAGGAAGAGGAGAUUAAAGCAGAAAUUAACAUGCUGAAAAAGUACAGCCACCAUCGGAACAUCGCUACCUACUACGGAGCUUUCAUCAAGAAAAACCCUCCUGGAGUAGAUGACCAGCUAUGGCUGGUCAUGGAGUUCUGUGGGGCUGGCUCGGUGACCGACUUGAUCAAGAACACCAAGGGCAACUCUCUGAAAGAGGAGUGGACCGCAUACAUCUGCAGAGAGAUUCUCAGGGGUCUGACUCAUCUCCAUCAGCACAAGGUCAUCCACAGAGAUAUCAAGGGACAGAACGUCCUGCUGACUGAGAAUGCAGAGGUCAAGCUAGUGGACUUUGGCGUUUCGGCCCAGUUGGACAGAACAGUAGGAAGGAGAAACACAUUUAUUGGGACACCGUAUUGGAUGGCGCCAGAGGUUAUUGCCUGUGACGAGAACCCCGAUGCCACAUAUGACUUCAAGAGUGAUUUAUGGUCACUGGGAAUCACAGCAAUAGAGAUGGCUGAAGGAGCACCACCACUCUGUGAUAUGCAUCCAAUGAGAGCCCUCUUCCUCAUUCCACGCAACCCAGCUCCCAGACUAAAGUCCAAGAAGUGGUCCAAGAAGUUCCAGUCAUUCAUAGAGAGCUGUCUGGUUAAGAGCCACAGCCAGAGACCCAGCACAGAGCAGCUCCUCAAGCACCCAUUCAUCAGGGACCUGCCCAAUGAGAGGCAAAUUCGCAUCCAGCUGAAGGACCACAUUGACCGCACCAAGAAGAAAAGAGGAGAGAGAGAUGAGACAGAAUAUGAGUACAGUGGGAGUGAGGAAGAGGAUGAAGAAAGAGACAGUUGUGAGCCAAGCUCCAUCAUCAACAUCCCUGGGGAGUCAACCCUGAGGCGAGACUUCCUGCGCCUACAGCUUGCCAAUAAGGAGCGUUCAGAGGCCCAACGGCGACAGCAGCUGGAGCAGCAACAGAAUGAGGAGCACAAGCGCUUACUGUUGGCUGAGAGGCAGAAACGCAUUGAAGAGCAAAAGGAGCAGAGGAGGCGGCUGGAAGAACAGCAGCAGCGUGAGCGUGAGCUGAGGAAACAGCAAGAGCGGGAACAGAGAAGACGCUAUGAGGAAAUGGAGCAGCUCCGUAGAGAAGAGGAGAGGAGGCAUGCAGAAAGAGAACAGGAGUAUAUCCGUAGACAGCUGGAAGAGGAACAGAGGCAGUUAGAGAUUCUCCAGCAGCAGCUACUGCAGGAACAGGCAUUACUGCUGGAGUACAAGCGUAAGCAGAUUGAGGAGCAGCGGCAGGCAGAGCGGCUACAGAGGCAGCUCCAGCAGGAGAGAGCGUACCUGGUGUCUCUACAGCAGCAGCAGCAGCAGCAGCAACAACAGCAGCAGGAGGGAAGGCAAGCAGAGAAGAAGCCGCUUUACCACUACAAGGAUGUCAUUAAUCCUAACGACAAGCCUGCUUGGGCUAAAGAGGUGGAGGAGCGAUCUAAGCUGAACAGACAGAGCUCCCCAGCGCUGCAGCACAAAGUGUCCAACCGCAUCUCCGACCCUUCCCUCCCACCCCGCUCCGAGUCCUUCAGCAGCGGGGGCAUGCAGCCUGCCCGCACCCCACCCAUCCACCGUUCCAUCGAACCACAGAUGGCUCACCUGGUUCCAGUGAAAACCCACACUAGCUCCAUGUCUGGCUCUCAAUCUCUGCAGGACCAGAAAGACUCAGCUGUCAGUGAGGGUGUCAGUGUGGGCUCCCCCAGGCCUGAAAUGCCUCGCCAGAACUCAGACCCUACUUCUGACACCCCGGGGCCCCCACUGCGCAAUGCCGGCAGGGAGGAACGGGAUCGUGACAGGGAUCGGGAUCGGGACAGAACUGCUUGGCUGAGAGAGGAGGACAUCCCACCCAAGGUCCCCCAAAGGACCACUUCCAUCUCCCCAGCCCUGGUCAGGAAAAACUCUCCUAAUGGAGGAGUGGGCCUGGGCCCUCGCACUGGUUCUCAGCUCAUACGGGCAAGUAACCCUGAUCUGCGGCGCUCUGAGCUCUCUUUGGAUGCCAUGCUGCAAAGAACCUCCUCCAACUCAUCAUCUUCCUCCUCCCCUUCAUCUCAGGGGGGUUCAGCUGAGAGGAGAGGUCAAACCAAGCAGGAAGGAUCCCCUCCAGGGGCCAAUCAAGAGGCAAAGCCCAAGCAGGAGGAGGGUCGUGAGUCAACAAGACCCAGCAGGCCUGCCAGCUAUAAGAAAGCCAUAGAUGAGGAGGAGCUGGACUUAAGUGCAUUAGCUAAAGAACUCAGAGAACUAAGGGUAGAGGAGGGAAGCAGACCUCCAGUGAAGGUGACAGACUACUCAUCUUCCAGCGAAGAAUCGGAGAGCAGCGAUGAAGAUGGGGAGACCGAUGGGACUGUUGCUGUUAGCGACAUUCCUCGCAUCAUGCCAGCAGUGCAAAGCAGCGGGGAGUCAUAUGGAGGCCUGACAGAGGACUCUCUGGGAGAUUCCUAUAACAGCUCCAAGGAUAGUACUCUAAUGAUGAGAGAGGCAGAGGAGAGGAGGAGAGGUGGUCACACUGAGAGUAAUGGGUUUGGGACUCAUGGUAACCAUGGUAACCUCCCUGACCUGGUGCAACAGAGCAACUCUCCUUCAGCAACACCCACUUCAGCCCUGCAGGAGCUGAGCGACAUGGCUGAGUUUGGUGGAGGCGGGUCCAAAGCGUCAUUUACCCCAUUUGUCGAUCCACGGGUCUAUCAGACCUCCCCGAGUGAUGACAAUGAGAACUCAGCAGCAGCCAUGUUUGCCAACGAGCUGCUGAGGCAGGAACAGGCGCGACUAAACGAAGCCAGGAAGAUCUCUGUGGUGAAUGUCAACCCCACCAACAUCAGACCCCAUAAUGACACGCCAGAGAUCCGCAAAUACAAGAAACGCUUCAACUCUGAGAUCCUGUGUGCUGCACUGUGGGGUGUAAACCUGCUAGUGGGGACAGAAAAUGGUCUGAUGCUGCUUGACCGAAGUGGUCAGGGAAAAGUUUAUAACCUGAUCACCAGAAGGCGCUUCCUACAGAUGGAUGUGCUGGAGGGCCUCAAUGUGUUGGUCACCAUAUCUGGGAAAAAGAAUAAGUUGCGUGUAUACUAUUUAUCCUGGCUGAGGAACAGAAUAUUACACAAUGAUCCAGAAGUAGAAAAGAAGCAGGGCUGGAUCACUGUAGGAGACCUGGAAGGCUGUGUGCAUUAUAAAGUUGUUAAAUAUGAGAGGAUUAAAUUCCUGGUGAUUGCUCUGAAGAAUUCUGUGGAAAUCUAUGCCUGGGCUCCCAAACCCUACCACAAGUUCAUGGCCUUUAAGUCAUUUACUGAGUUACAGCAUCGCCCCCAGCUGGUUGACCUGACGGUGGAAGAAGGUCAGAGGUUAAAGGUCAUCUAUGGCUCCAGUGUGGGCUUCCAUGUCAUUGAUGUGGACUCAGGCAACCCUUACGACAUCUACAUCCCCUCACAUUGUGCCAAACAGAUGAAGAUCCAGAGCCAGGUGACACCCCAUGCCAUCGUGGUGCUGCCAAAGACUGAUGGAAUGGAGAUGCUGCUGUGUUACGAGGAUGAGGGCGUCUACGUCAAUACCUAUGGUCGAAUCACCAAGGACGUGGUGCUACAGUGGGGAGAGAUGCCUACCUCUGUUGCCUAUAUUCACUCUAAUCAGAUUAUGGGCUGGGGUGAGAAAGCCAUAGAGAUCCGGUCUGUGGAAACAGGUCAUCUGGAUGGAGUUUUUAUGCACAAGAGAGCCCAGAGACUUAAAUUCCUGUGUGAGCGGAACGACAAGGUAUUCUUUGCAUCUGUGCGUUCAGGAGGUAGCAGCCAAGUUUUCUUCAUGACGCUCAACAGAAACUCUAUGAUGAACUGGUGAUGUCUCCUCUUGUCCGCUCUGCCUCACUCUCCCACUGGUGGCAACCCUCUUUGGCCCACCGCACAUCUCACAAGUGAACCCAACUCGCCGAGAGGCCGCAAAUGGACUGUUUCAACACUGGAGAGGCUAAUUCAGUGUAGAAAAAAAAAGUUAUUCUAGAGGAAAAAAAAGACUAGUUCUAAAUGAAGAGAAAAGUUGUUCUAGAUUAAACCGGGUCAUUCAGAAGCCAUCCAGCUGACUGGCAAACUGGUGCCACUGACUUUCCAGUCUUUUCUUCCCUCUUUCUCUGUAACUCUUCUUUUUCUGUAACUCCAUUUUUUAGCUCUUUUCCCUCCAAAUUGACCAGUACAUUAAAGUGUUUAACAAAUGUAGAAACACACAUUAGACCUUUCUUUAGACCCCUUCACCUUCUGUCCUUCUUGGUAGAUCAGAUCUCAUUUUUAGCCCUUUUGGCCCCAUUUCCUCUACUCUCCUUAUUUCCUACCUGCUGUGUGUGGACAUGCUACACCUCAGAUGUUAAAGGAGCAAUAUAUGAAUACAAUUUAAUCUAAAUUUAAAUAUACUUCUAAUAUGACAGUGCAGGGAGAGCAGCCGAGAGAUGACAAAUUCUCUCUGAAUGUCAGCAAUGAAAGCAGACAGCCUGAUUGAUUUUCUUUCUCCUCUGACAGUCCCUUCCUCCUCCACUUCCUCCCCUUACCGUCUUUUUGGGUUUUGAGUAAACCGAGUUGUGAUUUAGCAUUCGAUCGCGUUUCACUGACAGAGAUGUGGUGAGACAUUCUGCUGUCAGGUGGGUUUUAACAGUAUGCAAAGAUGAUAUCUCUGUCCCUUUAAAAUGAAAUCACUGAUCCAUCCUGUCUUCUUCCUGCGUUUGUUCCUCUUCCUGUCCUCCUCUCACCCCUUCCACCCAACAUCACGAUGAUAAUCUCUUCACUUUUAUGUCUUUAAACUCUGAAGGUGCUGCAUCAGAUAUACUGUAAUAUUAAAUGAGCAAUGGGGAGGGGGGGGGUGUUUUCCUGUUCAUUCUGUUUAUUUUUGUUCUUUUCUUUUUUCUGUGGAACAGUUUGGAGUCAGUCAGUCUUUGAAGUUUGAUGAAAUGUACAGCACAUCUGUGUCUCUGAAAUCAGGAGUGUAUUUUUGUGUGUGUAUGUGUGUGUGCGUGUGUGUGCAUAUGUGUGUCUCAAUCAAAGUAGGACAUUGAAAUCAAUGUCCGGCAAGAAUAAAGUAAUUCAAGUCUUUGUGUGUAAACUUACCUUAAUCUGAUCAAAGCAACACUGAGUGUGUUUACAUGCAGAUUUAUAAUUUUAUCUUCGUAGUAUGAAGUUUAUGAGUUGGUGUCUGAGCACCAUGCAUUUAAAAUGGGCAAUAUUAAUGGCUGAUUUUCGGGGGGGGUGUUUUGCGUGUUUCCGUGAACACAGUGGGUGUUUUGGCUGUUCACUCUUUACAGUCACUCGGCUGCAGAAAUAUGACGAUGCAUAUAAAGAGCUUAUAGCCUCAACAGGAUAUGAGCUAUUAUCCCAAAUACUGUGUGCAUGUGAAAGCACUCACUGUGGGGUCCUCUUGAAUCAUGCUCCUUCCUGGUUGGUUCUUCUGAUUUUGGCUCCUAACUGUUUGUACAGUGCCUAGCAUGAUGUAAGCAAAACUUAAUCAGAGGCCAAAAGAUUAUUGCUCACACUGUAACUUUUUUUUUUUUUUUUUUACUUAUAUGGUUACAUUACAAGUUUAUUUUUGGGUGGGGGGUUUUUGAUCUCUGUGAGCGUUAUUAUCUAACUUAACUCACUGGUGAUGUUAUUUCUCUCCUCUUAUGGAGAUGUAUAUUAACAAAUUUAAGAGUUGAAUUGUUCUUUGAAAGGAGCAACUAAUUCUGACAAAACCUUUCCAUAUCUGUUCAAAUACUUUGUAAAACUCAGUCAUCAAAAUUAUGAAAUUGAUUUUGAAGGUGGACUAUGUUAGGCUUACUUGUCAAAAUGGAAUAGCAAUGUUAUUAUUAUUUUUUUUAAGAUUUUGGUUAUACAUUGAAACCAUCGUCACCCACCACCUGGAGACAAGCUUGAGGCAGCUCAUGUAGAACUUAGUUACUGUACCUAUGAAAUAUAUAAAAGACAAUGGAAACUUUCCAUGAGCAGCAAAUUAAACACCUUUAAAGAAGUUUUGUCACACCUUUAAUCUAAUUAUUACAACCAGCUGGCACACCUGCCAACUCUAAUGGCACUGAUGAUGGUUUUAAUGUAAAGUCAAAGCUUGAAAAGCCUGUUUUGUCAAUAUGUUGGCCUAUGGUUAAUAAAAAAUGUUAAAAUGUUUCUCAACAAUGUAACAAUCCUUUGAAUUAAGUUAAUUUUUUUCUGUUAAGUUGUUGAAUGUUUCUGUUUCAUUUUCAAAGACUUUUAACACAUCCAUAUAGUAGCUGUUACUGUGCAGCUGUAACUUAGGGUUACCAAUCUCUGUUAGGGGGAGCAGGCUCUAACAUUUUAGCAAUAAAGAGCUUAGCUGCAGAAACCACUGUCUUCCAUGUGUGUGUGUAUGUGUGCACACAUGCAUUUGUACGUCUGACCACGUGUGAAUGGGGCAUUAUCGCUGUGUUUGUUAGUCAUUGGUUUCACUCGCAUCAUUGGAAAAUGCUGUCAUUACACUGAGGUUUCUCCUUUCAAAGAUGAAACCACUUUACUCUUUAUUCUGUUUAAUUCUUGUUUUCUUUAUUUUAAAAGAGCAUUACUAAUGUCCUGUUUCGGGAUUUAUUUGUUUUGUAAAAGAGACGCUGUAAGAGAGAAAUAAAUGAAACUAGCAUUA
Molecule: messenger RNA, 7143 nt
Organism: Archocentrus centrarchus (flier cichlid)
Lineage: Eukaryota; Metazoa; Chordata; Actinopteri; Cichliformes; Cichlidae
Gene: tnika
Product: TRAF2 and NCK interacting kinase a
Exons: 36
Coding region: 331-4359 (1342 amino acids)
Biological process (GO): protein phosphorylation
Cellular component (GO): cytosol
Molecular function (GO): ATP binding; protein kinase activity
Source: RefSeq, a predicted model, not a curated record